Messenger RNA from Leguminivora glycinivorella, 791 nucleotides. Its product is annotated as chorion class B protein M3A5-like. Gene Ontology annotation, biological process: multicellular organism development; chorion-containing eggshell formation. Gene Ontology annotation, cellular component: egg chorion. The record is from RefSeq and is a predicted model, not a curated record. The transcript is spliced from 2 exons. Bases 82 to 525 code for a protein of 147 amino acids. Gene Ontology annotation, molecular function: structural constituent of egg chorion. Lineage: Eukaryota; Metazoa; Arthropoda; Insecta; Lepidoptera; Tortricidae.
UAGAUUUCAAUAAACUUAGACUAGUACUUAGUAAUAGUUCAUUUCUAGAUUUCAAUAGACUUAGACUAGUACUUAGUAAGAAUGAGAUUCAAAGUAAUUAUUUUCAGCGCUUUUGCAUCCCUGCUCCAGAGUAUCACUGCACAAAAUUGUGGCUGUAACUGUAAUUCAAUAAGUAUACCUAACAAUGGUGGCGCCUUAAACAUACAAGCUAUAGGCCCUAUCGCACCGUCCGGCAUCGCCGUGGCCACAGAGCUCGGCCUGUCCGGUGACCUUGAGCUGUCCGGCGCGCUGCCGUACCUGAGCGCCGUGGAGUUCCAGGGCCAGUUCGACACCAGCGGCUCCGCGCCGGUGGCGUACGGCUGUGGGAACUGCGUCGCUAUAACUCAGGAACUCGGUAACCUGAGCGGCGCCAACGGUAACAUCAAGUAUGGCCAAAUUCGCCAAGCCACCAUGGAGCAGAUUGGCGAUUUUGGUACCUGUGGAUGCGAACUUCUUCAUGUUAGAAAUAGAAAGAAAUUGCCUUAAAUACUACUGUAACUAGUAAUAAGAUUCUAUAGAGCGAUCAUCGUGAUACAUGUCUAGACAAGCGCUGUUCUAGCCAAAUUAAGCCCAAUGAGUUACUUAUGUAUAUAGUGGUAUAUAAUAAAUGUUUAUAUUUUUUUACCGUCAUUACAUGUGUUUUUUCUUCAUCUAAAGGAAAUAAAACUACUUAUGGAAACGGAUUAAAUCGCGUAUAAUGACUUUACAAUUCAUCCCGACGUUUCGAACACUUUACAGCAUUCGUGGUCAAC